Molecule: messenger RNA, 2847 nt
Organism: Aspergillus calidoustus
Lineage: Eukaryota; Fungi; Ascomycota; Eurotiomycetes; Eurotiales; Aspergillaceae
Source: the annotation of a GenBank genome assembly
AUGGCAUCUUCACAACGUACAAGGAGCUCAGGGGAAAAGGAAAUGCCUAUUGGGAGGUACACAAGGCUGGAUCAAAUCGGAAAAGGUAGCUUUGCUACUGUAUACCGAGGCAUCCACACAAAAACGCGGACUUUCGUGGCUGUCAAGUCGGUGAACUUGAACAAGCUCAACAAGAAGCUCAAGGAUAACUUAUCGCUGGAAAUUGACAUACUCAAGGGACUAUUCCAUCCACACAUCGUGGCACUCAUCGACUGUUAUGAAACCAGCACCCAUAUCCACCUUGUCAUGGAGUAUUGUGCUUUGGGAGAUCUAUCACAAUUCAUCAAGCGAAGGAAUACACUCUCACAACACGAGUACACUCGGAACAUGAUAGCCAAGUACCCGAAUGUCGAUGGCGGAGCGUUGAAUGAAGUGCUAGUUCGACAUUUCCUCAAGCAGCUGGCUAGCGCUCUCAAGUUCCUGCGAGAUCGGAAUCUCAUACACCGGGACAUCAAGCCUCAGAAUCUCCUACUCUGCCCUGCCCCAUCAUCACCCCGGAACGAAAAGACGCAGGUGCCGACGUUCAAGGGUAGCGACGACUCUUUCACACCUGCUACAGGGCUAGAGUCUUUGCCGUUGCUCAAAAUCGCAGAUUUCGGCUUCGCUCGAUCACUUCCAUCUACUUCACUUGCAGAAACGUUAUGCGGGUCUCCUUUAUAUAUGGCGCCUGAAAUCCUACGGUAUGAGAAGUAUGAUGCCAAAGCUGACCUUUGGUCUGUCGGCACGGUACUCUACGAGAUGGUUGUCGGGAAGCCGCCCUUCAGGGCUUCAAACCACGUCGAGUUACUACAGCGGAUCGAAACGGCGAAUGACAGGAUCAGUUUCCCAUCGGACCUAAUCAUGUCAGACGAGGUCAAGGGUCUCAUCCUGCGCCUGCUGAAGCGAAGCCCGAUUGAGCGGAUGACCUUUGCCGAUUUCUUCGACAAUGUCGUCAUCACAGGCCCCAUUCCCGGGUUAAUAGGUGAAGAUGCUCCCGCACCGGCCCGUCGCUCAUCACCAGAACCGGUUACUGGCGACCCUACAUCAAGGCGUCCUCGAGGAUCACUCGAUUCCCCUCGGAGGAGUAAAGGAGAGCAAGACUUGGGACUCGUACAGGCUGACCAAGGCGGUUAUCCACCACCUCAUCGAUACGUACCUCACAAUGAGAGGCCACAGACUCCUCUGGCCUCCGAAGCCAUGCGCAGAACCCGAAGCGGUGAUAGACCUUCCUCGGCCGCGAGGCCCAUACCAGCGGCCGUAAUCCCGCAAAGACCGGAAGUGGUUUCACAUGCAACAGCCCCGGGACGUCAGGAGCUGGUGGAUCGCAACCCGGCGCCGACUGCCCUUGAACGGCAAAGAAAUCGACACACCUACUCAGCCACCCCACCGGCAGACAAAACCGUAGGAAGCGAGGAACGCGAACGCGCCGCGCAAGAAGUUGCGUUUGAACGAGAUUAUGUUGUCGUGGAGAAGCGAGCGGUCGAGGUGAAUGCUUUUGCCGAUGAGUUGGCGCACGACCCUAGAAUACAAGGAACACCUAAGCAUUUGGGGACCAUUUCCCGACGACAAACAACGCAGGCUAUCCCGGCAUCGCAAGCUUCACCACAGAGUUCGCCCGGAAAAGCGAUGCAGGUAAUCACAGGCCGAUCCCGAGCGGAUUCCGCACACAACCGCCAAGGCUCCUAUGAGCGACGAUAUGGUCGAAGCCCUACGUCUGCAACAUCUGCAAUUUCAAAGGCACUGCAUAUGGCGAGCGGGCGUUUACUUGGAAUGGGCUUCUCUCCGCCACUCAAUCUUACCAAAGGUGGACGUUCGCCCCCUCUGGGGUAUAACCCUUUCCCAGCCUACCCCACGGCUCCUGCCGGCUUACUUACCCUUGGCGACGGUUCGAAGCCUCAGGCUAGCUAUGACGAGGAUACAAGGAUUGUCAAAGAGCUUGAAGAGUGCGCCACCCGCAGCGAUGUAGUGUACGGGUUUGCCGAAGUGAAAUACAAGCAGCUUGUACCUCUAGCUCCCUCGGUUCAGGCAGACGGGACGCCUCGACCCAUGGGUGCCGACACCGAGGAUGGCGAACUGACGCCCGAUGCCGUUGUGACUCUUUCUGAAGAGGCCUUGGUACUUUAUGUCAAAGCUCUGUCACUUCUGGCGAAGUCUAUGGAUAUCGCAGGUGCCUGGUGGAACCGCAAGAAUCGUGGUGAUGCUUUGACUGAGUCUGGGAUCAGUCGAGGCGACCCUAAUAGCAUGCUUUUGGGAAACCGGAUCAACAAGGUUGUGCAGUGGGUUCGUAGCCGGUUCAACGAGGUGCUGGAGAAGGCGGAGUUUGUCCGCCUUAAGUUGAUCGAAGCGCAAAGACGAUUACCGCCAGACCACCCGAGCCAUCCCAGCAACCAGUCCAUCGAAUCCGCUGGAUCAGGUACAUCUGUGGAUGUGGUGGUCAGUCCCGGCGUGACGGCCGAGAAGUUGAUGUAUGACCGUGCUGUAGAGAUGAGCCGGUCAGCCGCCAUCAACGAACUCACAAGUGAAGACCUGUCCGGAUGCGAGAUUGCCUAUGUCACCGCCGUGCGGAUGCUCGAGGCAGUCUUGGAAGUAGAGGAAAUUGCACAUUCGGGUCAGGGAAGCGGCACCGAGGGAGGUGACAAGGUCGCGCUUGAUGGUAUGCGGGCCGAAGACCGGGAGGCCGUCGUUAAGCUGGCAGCCAGCAUACGCGGUCGCCUCGCGGCCUUGCGCAAGAAGCUGGCCAUUCUAGCCAAGCGGCAGACUCCUCCCUCGAGCGGAAGGAUGAUUCCUUCGAAUUUGGCAUAUGCAACAGGGGCGACUCCUCCCCAAUAA